AUGUAUUUACAUCUGAUUACCAUAGAUGAUGAAAUGGUGGCCAUUCUUAGCGAAGGUCCGAUAAUGAUUGAGAAGGAGAAAGGUGAAUGGACAGCCGAGGAUAGGCGAAGGAACAACCUAGACAACCAUUGCAGGAGAUAUAUCUUUAAAUCUCUAGACAUAAAUACGUUCAGAAAAGUCAUAGAUUGUGCUAUUGCAAAGGAAGCUUGUGAAACGGUGAUUCGGCUUCAUGAGGGAAAUGAAAGAACAAAAGAAAACAAGAUACUAGUAACAACUCAGAAGGUUGAGAACAUUAAGAUGAAACCGGGUGAAACCAUGAAAGAGUUUAGUGAUCGGUUCACAAAUGUGGUGAAUGAGUUCUCAACCCUUGGGAAGAAGUAUGACAACAAAUAG
This is a messenger RNA of Impatiens glandulifera, 393 nucleotides long. RefSeq lists its product as uncharacterized. The transcript has a single exon. Bases 1 to 393 code for a protein of 130 amino acids. The record is from RefSeq and is a predicted model, not a curated record. Lineage: Eukaryota; Viridiplantae; Streptophyta; Magnoliopsida; Ericales; Balsaminaceae.